This is a messenger RNA of Cyphellophora europaea CBS 101466, 2031 nucleotides long. RefSeq lists its product as uncharacterized. The record is from RefSeq and is a predicted model, not a curated record. Gene Ontology annotation, molecular function: zinc ion binding; DNA binding. Gene Ontology annotation, biological process: DNA-templated transcription. Bases 1 to 2031 code for a protein of 676 amino acids. Lineage: Eukaryota; Fungi; Ascomycota; Eurotiomycetes; Chaetothyriales; Cyphellophoraceae. The transcript has 4 exons.
AUGAACGACCGGUAUGUUCCAACUGCCGACAGUACGGCCAAGCAGCGGAAGAGCGCAAGGUCAGACGACAGUCAGUCUGGACUAGGUCCUGCUGGAAUUGAUGGCAAUAUUGUGGCAUUAGGACCUGGACUGCCGCCACCUGAGUCACCUGUCGAGCAGCAGCGAUCUAUAUCGAGAAUCGUAUUCUCUCCCAAUGGCAUUUCUAGCUACCACGGCCGCACCAGCGCCUUGUUUGAGGACAAUGUUCAAGAGCCUCGUGUGCCGGCCAAUCAAGGUCCGCGCAUGCCAUUGGACUGGGUGCAAAAGGCUCUCGUUGCGGAGGCUGCUCAGCAACGGCAGCUCGAGACAAUGAAGUUUCAGCAAGGAGCUCUCGACUUCGAUGGCGUGGAACCAGAGCUGGGUAUGCACCUGCUGAACCUCCAUUGGAACAGACAGCACCAUUCAUUCUGCAUCACUUAUCGGCCAGCCUUCAUGCGGGAUAUGGCAUGUAAUGGUCCUUACUUCUCUAAGAUCCUGCUGAACGCGAUCUAUUUUGGCGCGUCGAAAUUCAGUCCCCGGCUUGAGGUACGGAAGGAUCCUGAACAAGUGCGAACAGCCGGCUGGAAAUACAGACAGCGGGUGAAAGAGCUCCUGGGAAGCGCGCUCGACUCGAGUGAGAUUACCACUAUACAGGCGCUGUUGGUCAUGGCACAAUCGUUAUUCGCGCUUGGUGAUGAAAGAAGCGCCGCCUGGCUGUAUGCUGGGAUUGCAUUUAGGAUGUUGAUUGAUUUGGGGAUUCAUGCUGAUACCUCAGCUCUGCAAGGCACCAUCCGGCUCUCUGACGAGGACUUGGAGAUUAGGAGGCGGGUGUUCUGGGGAGCAUUUGUGGUCGACAAAAUGCAGAGCUUGUAUCAAGGGCGUCCUGUUUCACUCCAGGAAAGUGACACUCGGGUCCCGAUAUCCUUUCUCGAUACCUACGAAGAGUACGAACAUUGGAUGCCAUUUGCAUACGAUCGGACCGCCCAAGAAUUCUAUCCUGGGAGCCCGGCCUACAGUGUUAGCACCUUCACCGGCCUAUGCCAGUUGUCCGUCAUCAUGAACGGCAUUCUUAACAACAUCUACGCCGAAGCCACCUUCGAUAAGUCACCAGACGAACUGUCCGAGCUUCAGAAGAAACUCGACUCUCGGCUACGAGACUGGUAUGGUCAGCUGCCCCAACACCUGAAGCUCGAACCCUCGAAGCCACCGCCUGUUAUACCACCGCCACACGUGCUGUCCCUCAUGGCGAUGUACAACGUUCUGCUCAUCCUGCUUCAUCGACCAUUUGUUUCCGACGGACACCUCCACAGCAACGCGCGCUCAAUCACCGUCAACUCUCUCCUUGUGUGUGCCAAUGCAGCCACAGCCAUCGUACAAAUCCUGCGACUAUACCACGAGGCCUUCUCAAUCCGACGCGCACCUUACCUCAUCGCUUAUGCAACCUAUGUGUCCUCCACCAUCCACAUUCGCAUAGCUGCCAAGCGGUCACUUGGCUCCGACGCACACAAAUCGCUCGCUACAUGCCUGGAGGUCUUCCGCAUCAAUCAAGAGACGAAUUGGGCCGCCAGGCGCGCCAAGACGAUCGUGGAGAGUCUGGCACGGAAGCUCAACGUGGAGCUGCCGGAAACCACUGGUGCUUUAGAAAUUACCAACGCUGAAGCACAGCAAAGUCGCACGCCGGCAGCACUCCCAGCAAAUGCAGAGCAGCAGUAUUAUGGCCACAAUGAUCCGAGCUGGCAACAAGGCUUCUCGCCAACCAUGGAUGUGGACGCUAUCAUUCAGAGCUUUGCACGAGAGCAAGAUCAGCCGCAAGGCGCAAGUGCUGGCUUGGCGCAGGCAGAUGCCACAGAAAGUGCCCAAUAUCAGGCCGGCUUUACUGGUCCCCCUCCGACUGUCUUCGCAGGAGAUACAGCUGGACAGGGCUGGAUGGGGAACGUGGACUUCACGUUCGAUGACCUUCUCUUUGGUUUCAACAACUCUACCCUGGACAACUUCCAAACGGGAUAUCCUUGA